AUGGCCGGCGCCGCGGAAGGGGAGGCUCGUCCCCUCGUCGUCGUUGGAAGUGGAGCGCGCCAGUCAGACAAGGUUUCUGCCGCGGCCGCGGAAGCGGAGACUCGUUCCCUCGUCGGAGCCAAGGUGAUGGGGCCUCGCCUCAGCCUCAGCCUUUCUCCGGAUGCUCUGGACCUGAUUGCGAGGAGGGAGGUCUUGCUCUCGGAGUGGGCCUUGUCGGAGCCAGAGCCAGAGCCCUCGCCGUCGCUCCCCGAAGCUUCAGCGUCGCCCUGGUCCCUGAUCUUGUCCCGUUGCCUACCAUCAUCCCUACAGCCACAGCCUGAGCCUGAGCCAUUCGACAGGUUCGAACACAACUGGAACAGUUCUAUGAUGAUGAUGAUGAUGCCGAGCCCCUCUGAGGUAGCAGCAGCUCAAGAUCAUCAACUUGUCAUGGAAUGCCUUCGCCAUUAUAACUUAAAUCAUCCGGAAAGUGUGUACGUACCUGCCCCCGGCAAGGUGACCAGAUACAGCAGUCCUCACAAUGGUUCUUGCUGGACUCAUGGCAACUUCGUCGCUAGCCCCAAGCACUCUGGCUACUUCUCCUUACUGCCCCCUAGACCAACUCUCUUCUUUUAUGAGCUUGUUACCAAAGAUGGUUUUGAAGGAGUUGUUUCGUGCACCCCGCUAGAUGAGCCAGUUACUGAAGCCUACAGUUUGUUUGGCCUUCAUCUUGGGUGGGGAACUCGUCGUGAUGGCAGUUCGGAUUGCCUUUGCAAGACAUGCAACCGUCUUGUUGAUAGCGAGGUUCCUUCUGUGGGGAAAGCAUUUCCGUGUGGACAUUACAAGGCAGAGCAUGUUUGUCAGAUGUGCUAUCUUCAGUCUGAAGUGCUGCAUCCAUCGCCAGAAAAAUUUGCGUUUGGAAAAUGA
Messenger RNA from Triticum turgidum subsp. durum (durum wheat), 903 nucleotides. The record is from the annotation of a GenBank genome assembly. NCBI's taxonomy places the organism in Eukaryota, Viridiplantae, Streptophyta, Magnoliopsida, Poales, Poaceae.